AUUUUUUCAUGACAGAAACCAUUGAAAAUCUACGUGACUUUAACUACUACUAACUGUCAAAUAAUGCGAAUAAUAGUUAUGUAUUGGCUGAAUACAUUUGGAUUGAUGGAACUGGAGAAGCUUUAAGAUCGAAGACAAAAGUAUUUACACGUGUAAAAAUGAUAGGUUUAUUAAACUCAAAUAAAAAGUCUUGAAGAUUUGGAAUGGUGGACAUAUGAUGGGUCAUCAACGGAUUAAGCAGUGACAAGAUUUCCUAAAUAUAUUUAAAACCAGUUCGAGUAGUUAAAGAUCCCUUUAGAGGAGAUCCUCAUAUUCUUGUAUUGUGUGAAACAUACCUUCCUGCUAAAAAAACACCAUCUAGAUAUAACUUUAGGUAUUUUAGCUUGAAAUUAUUUGUUUAGAUGGAUUGCAAAUUAAAUUAUGGAGAAAGCCAGAGAUCAUAAACCGUGGUUUGGAAUUGAAUAAGAAUAUUUCUUAUUAAAAAGGACAGGAACAACACAUUUAUGGCCUUUAGGAUGGCCAACAGGAGGAUUUCCUUAUCCACAAGGCAGAUAUUAUUGCUCAAUUGGUGAAAGGAAUAAUUUUGGAAGAGCUUUAGCUCAGGCUCACCUAAGAGCAUGCUUGAAUGCUGGAUUAAAAAUUG
Paramecium octaurelia is the source of this 643-nucleotide messenger RNA. The record is from the annotation of a GenBank genome assembly. Lineage: Eukaryota; Ciliophora; Oligohymenophorea; Peniculida; Parameciidae.